AUGCGCUUAUCAAUCCUGAUCUCGACCUCAAGAUCUCGCUGCCCCCUUUUGCCACCAGGGACGUUUUCACCCCUCCUCCUCCAAAGCCGUUUCCGGUACUGGCUCCGGUGGCCUUGGAAGAGUCGGCGUUUUCGUAUCUGUCGUGGCAAUCGGUCAAUCUUCCAUCCGAGAUGCACGACUCGCUCCAGCUGUGGCGCAACGUGUCUCCUUGUUCGGCGUCGCCAAAGCCAACCUCCACAUCAAUACUCUCCAGUACUUCUGAAGGAAACUCGUCCGACGCCGCGAACAGGCCCACAUCCGAGUCUAUGGCUUUGGUUUCAUCGGAAAAGGAAAUCAUGGUUUUCGAAACCGACGAAGAAGACAGCGACGACGACGAAAUCACAACACACGUCCCUUCCGCCCAUCAGUUCAAUGACGACGAUAAAACCCUCACAAACCGUUCGGUUCCACGGAAACGCGUGUCCGUGCCGCUGA
This is a messenger RNA of Clavispora lusitaniae ATCC 42720, 474 nucleotides long. The record is from RefSeq and is a predicted model, not a curated record. NCBI's taxonomy places the organism in Eukaryota, Fungi, Ascomycota, Pichiomycetes, Serinales, Metschnikowiaceae.